This is a messenger RNA of Momordica charantia (bitter melon), 1877 nucleotides long. RefSeq names its product UDP-glucose iridoid glucosyltransferase. Gene Ontology annotation, molecular function: quercetin 3-O-glucosyltransferase activity; quercetin 7-O-glucosyltransferase activity. The record is from RefSeq and is a predicted model, not a curated record. Lineage: Eukaryota; Viridiplantae; Streptophyta; Magnoliopsida; Cucurbitales; Cucurbitaceae.
GGCAGCAAACAGAUCUUGAAUCGCAGAAACUGAAAGCAAGCACAUGAAGAGAAAGGGUAAAUUGGUAACUUCAGAAGAGGAGAGGGCCGUAUUUCAACGAUUGAUGUCGUUCCCAUUCCCAAAAUCCCACCUUCUUGAGUUCUCUUCCUUUCCAAAAAUGGAGAGGCAGAGGCGCCCAAAACGACGCCGUCUGGUCCUGGUUCCAUGUCCGUACCAAGGCCACAUAACUCCGAUGCUUCAACUCGGCGCUCUCCUCCACGCCGCCGGCUUCUACAUCACCGUCGCUCACACGCGCUUCAACUCGCCGGAUCCUUCGAAACAUCCCGAUUUCCGAUUCGUUUUCUUGGAGGACGGAACGCCGAAACACGAGGCCAUUCCGGCGGAUCUGAUCGCGGUGCUCCUCGAUCUCAAUGUUAAUUGCAGAGCGAGUUUCGAAGAACAGAUGCUGAAGUUACUGAUCGCCGGAGAAGGAGCGGCGGCGGAGGAGGAGGAUUCCGGUGAAGUCGUGUGUGUGAUCCACGAUGAACUGAUGUUCUUCUGUGAAGAAAUCGCGAGCGGGCUGAAGGUGAGGAGCGCCGUGUUGCGAACUACCUCUGCUGCGGCUUCCUUCGCUCGGAUGGCUCUUCUUCGCCUCAACCAACAAGCCUUCUUUCCUUUGAAUGAAUCUAUGUUACAGGAUCCAGUUCCGGAACUGCAUCCCCUGAGAUUCAAAGAUCUGCCAUUUUCGUUAACAGCAAGCUUCACCAAAUACUCAAUACUGGUUAAAAAGAUGUACAAUAUCGAAACACCCACCCGAGCCAAAGCCGUCAUUUGGAACACAAUGGAAUGGCUCGAGAAAUCGACUAUGGCCGAAAUCAAAAGUAAAUCCAUGGUCCCCGUCUUCCCAAUCGGCCCUUUACACAUAAUGGCCUCAACACCAACCAGCAUGCUCAAAGAGGACCCGGAAUGCCUGUCGUGGCUCGACCAGCAAGCCAACGGCUCCGUCGUCUACGUAGCCAUUGGAAGCAUAGCUUCACUGAGUGAGAAGCAGUUGGUAGAAAUGGCCUGGGGGUUGGCCAACAGCCAGCAACCGUUCUUGUGGGUGGUGCAGCCGGGCUCGGUGCACGGCUCGGAGUGGACCGAGGCAUUGCCGAAGGGUUUUGGGUGGGCGGUUGGAGGGAGAGGAUGCAUUGUGAAAUGGGCUCCUCAGAAACAAGUGUUGGCACAUAGGGGUGUUGGGGGAUUUUGGAGCCAUUGUGGGUGGAAUUCAAGCAUGGAGAGUUUGAGUGAGGGAGUUCCAAUGCUGUGCAGUCCAUGUUUUGGGGACCAGAAAGUGAAUGCAAGGUAUCUGAGCCAUGUUUGGAGGGUGGGGCUUGAGUUGGAAAAUGGGUUGGAGAGAGCAGGGAUUGAAAGUGGGAUUAGAAGACUAAUGGUGGAAGAAGAAGGCAGAGAGAUGAGAGAGAGAGCCAAGCAUUUCAAGGAGCAAAUUGAAGCCCAUGUCAAGGAACAACAUUCCUGCUCCUCACACAGUUACUUAAAAGACUUUGUCAGUUUAUUAACCACAUUUUGAUCAUGCAAGCAAGUAGUUUUUCAGUUCUUUGUGUACCUUUGAACUGGGUAGAAUUGUAGAACAGUUCUUUCAUCUAAUAAGCUAAAAUUUAAAGCAUAUUUAUUAACAUACUUGUUAGAACUGUUUGCAUUCAAAGAUAGCUUGGAGAACAGAAGAUUACAGAACCACAGAACCACAGAGGUAUCUUAUCAAACACAUGGUGAGCGAAAACCGACUUCAAAGUUCAGAACAAAAAGAUAUAUCUAUCAUCAUUUUACGACAGACAGAUUCUCGUCCUAAACACAGCAUUCAAUCUGAGAUUCUUACUUGUAUAAUCGCGACCUCCGUC